ACUCAUGCACGCGACGUGUAGCAGCAUCCUGAGAUCCUCCCUCCCCCUCUCUCUCUCUCUCUCUCUCUCUCUCUGCAGUCCGCAUCGAAUCAUCAUUCAUUCGUCGUUCAUUUUCACGCCCAUAAAUUCGCAUUCAAUCCCUCUUCUUCGCUGCCGUUUCUCUUUUGAAUUUCGUUCUUUCUCGCUGGUUUUUUUAAACUGCCUUCAGUCCGCUCUGCUCCCUUCUCGAGCCGUGAUCUUGUGCCCGGAACCAACUACAGCUCCCUCGGUAAACACCCCCCUCUGUCGCCGUCUCUGAUCAGCCGGAAAAGUUCCUCGCUUUUUCUUCUCUCUCUCUCUCUCUCUCUCUCUCUCUCUGUUUUUUUGGGAUUUGAUUCGGCGGCUUUUCUUGAAUUUUGGUGGUGAUAGGUGAAGUUCCUUGCUUGUUGAAUUGUGGAUGUUCCACGCCGAUCUUGACAUCUUUUCUCGGAAACCCCUCGAGCAAGACUGCGUUGUUCGCAGAAGCCGGCUUAGCUGUCUUUGCUUUGAGGGUUUGUUGGCUGCAUUUCCGAAUUCUGCUCCUGUGUAUUGCCACCCGCGCGACAUGACCACGUUAGUAGCUUCGGAGUUCGUUCCUGCGAGGGCCCAUCUGCCGAUUUUCUGGAGGUGUUGCGGACAAAGGCGACUCUGAACCCGAAAUUUUUGUGCUCCGUCUUUUUUUCGGAACUUUUAUCAAAGAGGUGGUCUGCUGUGGGGAAAUUCUUGCUUUUGGCCUCCCUGAAAGGUCAUCCUUCAUGGGCUGUGCGCAUGGGAAGUGUUGUGGGCACCGCCCACGAUCUUCGGACUCUGAUUCUCGGGAGUUUCAAGAGGUGAGUCAAUUCAGUGUCCAUGGAAAGCACAUACUCACCGAGAGGUCCAUAGAGUGUGUGCCUGUUCCUUCACGCAACUUUCGUUUGGAGUACUCUGUUCUGACGCAGCGUGGUUACUACCCCUAUUCGCCUGGCAAGGAAAACGAAGAUAGCUUUUGCAUUCGGACCCAAGUUCAAGGUAACCCAAAUCUCCAUUUCUUUGGUGUGUUUGAUGGGCAUGGUCUAUUUGGUGCCCAGUGUUCCAAUUUCGUUAGAGACAGAUUGGUGGAUAUCUUAGCAAAUGACCCUAGACUAUUAUUGGACGAUCCUGCUAACGCCUACAGUUCGGCGUUUGUAAGGACAAAUCACGAGUUGCAUGAUAGCGAGAUAGACGACACGGAGAGUGGUACUACCGCUAUUACAGUUCUUGUUGUUGGGGAUAAGCUUCUUGUUGCAAAUGUGGGUGAUUCAAGGGCAGUUAUCGCACUUAAAGUUGGCGACAGAGUUUUAGCUGAGGAUCUGUCCUCUGAUCAAACCCCGUUUAGGCGAGACGAGUAUGAGAGAGUGAAGCUUUGUGGAGCCAGGGUUCUGAGCGAAGAUCAAUUGGAUGGGCUAAAGGAUCCUGAUAUACAGACAUGGGGUGAUGAAGAGAGUGAAGGCAGUGAUCCUCCGAGGCUGUGGGUUCAGAAUGGAAGGUAUCCCGGCACCGCCUUCACGAGGAGUAUAGGAGAUAGUACAGCUGAGGAAAUUGGUGCGAUUGCCGAUCCUGAAGUGUCCACGGUUCAGCUCACACCUGAUCAUUUGUUCUUUGUUGUUGCAAGUGAUGGAGUUUUCGAGUUUCUCUCUAGCCAAGCCGUUGUCGAUAUGGUGGCAAGUUAUCCUGAUCCUAGAGAUGCAUGCGCUGCCAUUGCUGGAGAAUCAUAUAAACAAUGGUUGGCUCAUGGAAGCCGAACGGAUGAUAUAACAAUCAUUAUUGUACAUGUUAAAGACUUGCGUAAUGCAGGUGCCAAUGCUGCAAGGACAGCAUCCUUAAGAACGGGAGGAGGAAGCUCCAACUCAUCCUUUACGACUGCAUCAGAAAUGUAUAGAUCGAUGAGGAGUGAGAUUUCUGUUUUUGAGACUUACCAGUGCACCAUUUCUAACAACCGAAGUCAUGCGAUUGUUGUUCCAUCUCUGUUACGAACACCACAGUCGUAGCUUUGAUGAAAGGACAUUCUUUGAGCUGCCUAAUAUCCUGAGAUAGGAAGACAUGGAGACAUGAGAAUUGCUAACCAACUGAUGGCUGAAAAAGAUUCAACUGCAUCAUUUGGUAGCAAUUGAAAGGCCGAGGCUAUGUCCGACUUUGCCAAUAAAUCCGUUGCUAAUUGAAGAACACACUGUCUGCAAGAACAGAGCACCGGGCCAACAGCUGCAGCAUUGCUCGCGCAUGGCUGCAUAUCCAAAAUGUAAAGAGAUAGUUGAAAAAUAAGAACUGUAGUUUGAUUUUAGUUUAGCUUGUGACGAAAUAGGGCUGUGAAUUGUAAGGUGACGGCGGUGAGAAACUUUGUGUAGCAGUGCAGUCGAAAGUUCUCUGACAUUACCGGGGCCAGAGUUUCUUGUGAACAGAACUGUUGGUGAUAGGUCUAGCAUGAUGAUGUUGCGCGUGGAGAAGAGAUAGGAUGAGAACUGAGAAUGCACACUGUCUUGGUGCUGAGAUACUAGCCGACUGUUUAUAAUUAACCGCCUUUCUUCC
Rhodamnia argentea is the source of this 2559-nucleotide messenger RNA. Its product is annotated as probable protein phosphatase 2C 35. The coding region runs from base 774 to 2024 and encodes 416 amino acids. Lineage: Eukaryota; Viridiplantae; Streptophyta; Magnoliopsida; Myrtales; Myrtaceae. The transcript has 5 exons. The record is from RefSeq and is a predicted model, not a curated record. Gene Ontology annotation, biological process: protein dephosphorylation. Gene Ontology annotation, molecular function: cation binding; protein serine/threonine phosphatase activity. Gene Ontology annotation, cellular component: cytosol; nucleus.